AAAUAACAUUUUGGAUUAAUUUUAUCUCAUGUUUGUAUCUUGAGAUUAUUUUAUUCCACUUGUUUUUAUGUUUAUAAUGUCUGUCCACAUGACAGAGUAUGUCGAGCAACCAAACCAAGUUGACACUAAAACAAAUGGCAAAAAUACCCACUGUAGAUUUGAGUCCAUUUUUGAGAGAAGGAUCUGAAGAUGAAAAGAGAAAAAUUGUAGAUACCAUUAGUGAAGCCUGUUGCAUGUAUGGAUUCUUCCAAAUUGUGAAUCAUGGGGUACCUCUUGAUCUCACCAGUCAAGCUCUGAAGGUGUCCAAGUCUUUCUUUGAAUCUCCAGCUGAAGCCAAACUCAAAUGUUGUCCACUGCCUAAUGCACCUGUUCCUGCAGGCUAUAACAAGAAGCCUAAUCCUUCUUAUGAGUUCAAUGAAUACCUUAUUAUGCUUCCACCUGCCUCUGAUUUUAACAUCUUCCCGGACAAUCCUCCUGAAUUUCGAGAGGUGAUGGAAGAGUUAUUCUCCCAAUUCUUGAAGAUAGGGAUGGUUGUUGAGAAAAUCCUAAGCGAGUGUCUGGGGCUUCCCCCCUGUGUUCUUAAAGAAUUCAACAAUGACAGAAGCUGGGAUUUCCUCAUUGCUAUAUCUUAUUUGCCGGCAACAGAGAAAGAAAGGAUAGGGGCAAAUCCGCAUAAAGAUGUCAGUUGCUUCACAAUUGUGUUACAAGAUGAAGUUGCAGGCCUGGAGGUUGAAAAGGACGGGGAAUGGAUCCUAAUAGCCCCACAACCAGGUGCACUUGUUGUCAAUAUUGGCGAUGUUCUUCAGGUCCUUACGAAUGAUAAAUUCAAGAGUCCACGCCAUAGAGUGCUGAGACCACAUGGAAGAUCAAGGAAUUCAUUUGCAUUCUUCCACAAUUUGUCAGGGGAUAAGUGGAUUCAACCACUGCCCCAGUUCACGAAACAGAUUGCAGAACCACCAAAAUACAGGCCAUUCUUGUAUAAAGAGUAUCUGCAGAAAAGAAGAGAAAGCAAGUCUAAGCACGUUACCAGGCUUGAAGAUGAGAUUACCAUAUCACAUUAUGCAAUCCCUGAAGAGUGAUGUUAGACAAAAUAAAAAGGUAAUGGAUUGUAACUUGUAAGACAUUAGCUCAUGAUCUCGCCGUUUUCAUAGUUUUCUGUUACUGACUGCUAUAACUUACAAUUUCCUUGUUUGCUUCUGGAGUUCUCAAAUUCAAUAGUAUUUCCCGUCGUGUAGUUUUCUUUCUGAUAGUCAGUGUUCAAGCUCUUCA
Solanum dulcamara is the source of this 1269-nucleotide messenger RNA. RefSeq names its product flavonol synthase/flavanone 3-hydroxylase-like. NCBI's taxonomy places the organism in Eukaryota, Viridiplantae, Streptophyta, Magnoliopsida, Solanales, Solanaceae. The record is from RefSeq and is a predicted model, not a curated record. Gene Ontology annotation, molecular function: dioxygenase activity. The transcript has 3 exons. Bases 99 to 1079 code for a protein of 326 amino acids.